GCACACACGACGCUGGUGGGGCUCCGCUUUCGUUUGCACACGCUAUAAAGCCCCGCUAAUUGUCUACGCGGCGAACAGUCAGUGCGUGCCCCUUUUUAAACGACGAUGUAGCGCGGCGUCCGAAAAAUCGAGGAUCUCGUGCACCCAAGAUCAUUGUGACGGUCGAGAUCGAGCACGUGUCCUGGAUUUGGAUCACAGGAUCACGAGAGUCGUUGCGAUCCGCGAUUUUUUUUUGUUAUUUUUCCCGUUUUCGUUUUAUCCUGUUGAAACAGUGAAAAGACAUCCGGAAGAAGAAAAAGAAGAAGAAGAAGAAAAGAGUAAAGUUUGUUCGAAAUCGACUUGUCGAGUCGGACAAAAGUGAAGAAGCUAGAUUUCAUUUUAUUUCUGUGACUUCUGCAGAGAGUUUCUCGUUUUAGAAACAAAACCACGACGAGAUCUGUGAUACGCCGAGUGAAGUUUCGCGUUGCUCUCGGACGAUCGUGGGAAAGAGAUCGAGAUAAUGACAGUCAUGGUGGAGUCUGUAAAAGCCGAGGAGGGCGAACGUCCGAAGAUCGAAACCUUCGACGACAUACUACCGUACGUUGGCGAGGCCAGCCGCUACCAAUGGUUCCUUUUCAUCAUGCUCCUACCCUUCACCUUCGUCUACGCGUUCCUCUACUUCACGCAAUUCUUCAUCACGCUAUUGCCAGCUGAACACUGGUGUACCGUUCCGGAACUCGAACGAUGGAACCUCACAGACAAACAAAAGAUUGCACUAUCGAUCCCUCCAGCGUCGAGUGAGGAAUUGCUGGCGGAAGGUGCGACUUCGUUUUCACGAUGUAACAUGUACAAUGUGAACUAUACCGACAUAUUGGAGAGUGGUAUCAGAGAGGCAGACCCAUCCUGGCCAAUAAAACCAUGCCAAUAUGGAUGGACCUUUAAUCACACGAUGAUACCAUACAAAUCUAUAGCUGUCGAGCUGGAAUGGGUAUGUGACCAUGCGUUCCUCGGUUCAGCAGCACAAUCGGCCUUCUUCGUCGGCAGCAUUCUUGGAGGCUUAAUAUUCGGUUAUAUAGCCGACCAUUGUGGCAGAAUUCCGGCGUUGGUUGCGUGUAACGCGGUUGGUUUCAUCGCGUCUGUUGGCACUGCGUUUUGCAACAGCUUCUGGAGUUUCUGUCUGGCGAGAUUGGUCGUCGGUACCUCGUUCGAUAACUGCUUCAACGUGCUUUUCAUUAUCGUGAUCGAAUAUGUUGGUCCGAAAUAUCGAACUCUGGUAGCGAACAUGUCGUUUGGACUUUAUUUCGCGGCAGCCUCGAGUCUUUUGCCUUGGAUCGCAUAUUGGAUCUCAAAUUGGAGGAUCCUCAGCAUGGUCACCGCGUGUCCUAUGGUGGUUGCGUUUGUAGGACCAUGGAUUGUUCCUGAAAGUGCACGUUGGUACAUAACCAGUGGCAGGGUGGACAAAGCGAUCGAGAUGCUGAAAAACUUCGCUAAAGUGAACGGUAAAGAGGUAAAGCAAGAAAUAUUCGACGAAUUUGAGAGAAGUUGCAAGGCGAUGAAUGAGAAGGAUCAAUCGCAUAAUCAAUACACUGUCCUACAUCUCUUCAAGCUGCCACGACUUGGUCGUAUCACUAUAAUGCUCAUCAUUUAUUGGUUGCUGAUGGUGUGGGUGUUCGACGGCCAUGUUUGGAACAUGAAACUUCUAGACCCAGACGUUUUCACGUCGUUCUCUUUAGCGUCCCUCACGGAACUUCCGGCCGCUGUUCUACUCGCCCUUUUCCUCGACAGAUGGGGUAGACGAUGGAUGGGUUUCGCAUCAAUGUUCCUCUGUGGCAUUUUCUCCUUCGUUGCCAUCGCCACCCCUUCUGGUUCGACAACGGUUGCCAUGGCGAUUAUAGCGCGUCUUGGGGUGAAUAUUGCCGCGAAUAUUGGUUUCCAAUAUGCAGCGGAAAUGCUACCGACUGUGGUGAGAGCUCAGGGCGUGUCUUUGAUCCAUAUCAUCGGUUAUAUUGCCCACAUUUUGGGACCUUACAUUAUUUAUCUGGCUGACAUUGAUCCAUCUUUACCGCUGGUUGCCCUCGGUUUGCUGUCUUUUGGACACGCCUUCCUGACCCUUGGCUUGCCAGAAACGUUGAACCAGGAAUUACCAGAAACCCUACAGGAGGGUAACGACUUCGGCAAGGAACAAAGUUUCUGGUGGGUUCCGUGUAUAUCCUCGAGCAAAAUGCUGAAGAAAUCUUAUAGGAAGAAGAAAGGCCUUUCGAAUCCAGCGUUUACUGGCAGUGUACAAAAAAUGGACUGUACUAGGUUAUAGCGGUUAGAUUUGGCGGUGGGGUGAAACUUGCCAAAUUCGUUGUAAAUAUAGUUAUUAAACGUGCGCGUGUGAUGUUAGAUGUUAACGUAUUUACGAACGUAUUGAGAUUGGAGGGCUGUUGAGAGAAACUAGGAGGAAGUAUCGAUUAUUGCAGUGAAAGAGACAAGAAUCGUCAAAUUACACAAGGUAUACGUUUAAGCAAUUAAUUGGCACUUCAUCGACGAAAUGCUAGCUUUGUUGCACACAAAAUAAUUUUCUUUAAAGUGUAUCUUUUUUUAAUUGGAAUGACUGUAUAAAAAUGUGAAGAAAUUUAAAGAAUUAAAAACACGGCAUUUAAAGUACGUUUAAAGUUGCGUUCACAUAUUGCGAUGUAAUUAUUUUGCGUAAUAUACCGUCGGUAAAGUAUUGGAAAUGAGAAACGAUUCAAGUAUCUUAUGUAAAUAUACAAUUAAAUUCAGUAUUGGAUAUACGUAUUAAAGGAAGCGAUAUAUAAGGAAAUAAUAUACCAUAGUAUUUAUGCAUCUUUCGCUUUAAAAAUCGAAAAGAAAGAUCUAUAUCUUUUUUUCUUGCUCUUUUUUCUCUUUCCUCGUUAAAAGAAUACUCUAGUUGAAUUGAUUUAACUAUGAAAUACUGUGAAUAAAAAAGGAUUGCCACGAGACUCGAAACACAAAAAGAGAGCUGUCACAAGAGCGCAUUGUCAAGCUUUCAACUUGUUUCUUUUAUUACGUAUCGCCUUUGUAUCAAUAUAGGUGAUUCAUAAAUCGCCGACACUUGAAAUGAGAGUUUCGAUCGACUUUUAAACCGAAGUGUAUUUUGCGUUCGCUCGAUUAACGUGGCUUUUUUUUCAUCUAUUUAUACAUCAACACGUUGAAUGCUUUGAGAACUCUGAGAUCUUUGUUAUUUGAUUUAAACAUAUACAUAUAUAUAUAUAUAUAUAUAUUAUUCUAGUGAAACAUUGAAAUUCUUUUAUGAUAUUUUCUUUUUUAUGAUCUUUCAGUAUUAAUACGAGAAAUAUCUCUAUUUGAUAUAUUUAGAUAUAAUAAGAAUAUUACUUCUAAUAAGUAUCCUUGAAUCUGUAAUUACUGAUCAUUCAUAAAAUGGAAUGCAUUAAAACAAUUAAUUGCUAAGCGUUCAUUAGCUACCAUCAUACCCAAUUGAGAUUAUAAAAUGAAAGUUGUAGGAUCUUUUUAAGCAGGAAUUUUUUUUAAUACAAAGGAUAUUAACAUAAUGUUCGACAUUCUUGCGAAAUUGUUCCGUUUAAAUCGAAUGGAAAAAGCAGUAAAUAAUUUAUAGAAUUAUAUACAAAUUUUAGAAGAAAAAUUGAUAGAUAAUGAAUUAAUUUUGAAAAUGCUCAGGUUUAAAUGUUACUUGAAACAGAUCGAAACUCCGUCACGUGUUCAAUUAGAAAUAGCAAAAUUCUGAUUCGUGAAGAGACGCGAAUAUCUAUUUCCAAUCUCGUUUCUUUCGAUCCUCCGACCUAUUCGUCUUAAGCGCACAAUCUCCGUUAUACCGGAGAUAUAUACGUUUAAACAAUGAUUCUAGCAACUAGAAUCAUUCGAUCGUUAGAAUCAUUCGCGUACUUAUGAGACUAGCCCUUGCUUUCAGUUACCGAUUAAAAAGACAUACUAUUGUUCGUUGCAAGUAUCAGCUAUCGUUCCUCAAAACCUGAGAUUCUUUGAAAUAUUCCUAUGCUAGAGAUUCAACUGUACAUAAUUGUUCAAGGCUAUAAGUUAGUUCGAUCCUCGUGAUGCAAUGGAUAAUAAUUCGAUCGUCUGGAAAAUAAUUCUGGA
Molecule: messenger RNA, 4080 nt
Organism: Bombus impatiens (common eastern bumble bee)
Lineage: Eukaryota; Metazoa; Arthropoda; Insecta; Hymenoptera; Apidae
Product: carcinine transporter
Exons: 11
Coding region: 500-2290 (596 amino acids)
Biological process (GO): transmembrane transport
Cellular component (GO): membrane
Molecular function (GO): transmembrane transporter activity
Source: RefSeq, a predicted model, not a curated record